AUGGGUGAGCCAGAUUAUCACGGAGCCCAGGUGUGCUCUGGCACCAACCCCAAAAAGUGCCAGGACUUAGGAGACUCAAUUCUUCUUCUUCUGGGCAGCUUCAUCUUGCUCAACGUGUGGAUCAAUGUGGUGACUCUGCUCUGGAAGUAUCUGAAGAGCUCCUUGCGGAUUCUUUUCCAUCAUUUUUUUCCCAAAGGCUUCCUGCUCAGGCACGUUAACCACCUUGACUCCUGGAUACCAGACACAAAGGAUAAGAAGGUUCCUAGGUGCUGCCGGAUGUCACCUAAAUGUGGAUGUGCCAGGGCUCCCAGGGAGUCUCCAUGGGGACUGUGCAAGGAGGAGAUGAUGGGAGCUGGGGAGGCCCCUCAGGCCACAGCCUCUAAGGCUCAAGCGUCCUUGCUCUCGAGGCCAGAGACAUCCCAGUUCUCAAACACGAGCAAGCUGGACGUGAGUCCAUACCACUUGCCCCAAGAGAGCAAGACUAAGACCCCAGACUCUGCCCCAGCCCGGGCCCCAGCUCAGGCCCAGGUCCGUUCCCCAGCCCACACCCCUAUACGCACCCCCACCCACCCCCAGACCCAUUCCAUGGCCCACACCUCUGUGCACACCCCUGCCUACUCCCGGACCCACUCCAAGGCCCACACACCUGAGGGCACCCACUCCCAGGCCCUGGACACCUCCGCCCAGGCCCAAGCCCACACCUCGGUCCCUGCCCCAGCUCAGACUCUGGCCCACAAUCAAGCUUACAUCCCAGCUCCUACCCCAACCCAGGCCCUAGCUCACACUCAAGCCCAUACCUCAGCCCAGGCCCAAACUCACUCUCAGCCCCACAUCCCUGAGCAUACACACUCCCAGGCCCACAUCCCUGAGCACACCUCAGCCCAUGCCCUAGCCCACUCCCAAGCCCAGGCUCCUAUGCCUGUCCCAGCCCACCCCCAGGCCCAUGCCCCUGAGCGCACCUCAGCCCAUUCUCCAGCAUAUAGCCCAGACCACUCUCAUCCAGGCCACAGCUCGGUUCCUGUCCAAGCCUCUGACCCACCUCCUCCCGGAACUCUUGCCCCAGCCAUUACUCCUGUCCUAGCUCCUACACCAGCCCCUGUCCCAGCCUCUGCCCCAGCCCCUGCCCCAGCACUGGUCAUGGCCCUGACUACCACUACCAUCCCUGCUCCUGUCCCUGCCCCCACACCUGCCCCUAUCAUAGCUCCUACACCCUCUACCCCACCUGCCUUCAGCCAUGGCCUCUCCACUGGCCAUGUGGUCUAUGAUGCCCGCAGGGCAAAGCAGAACUUCUGCCAUAUGUGCAGCCCCCAGGACCCUGGGUAUUCCAGAAAAGACUUGGGUACCCUUUUCAGGCCCCAAGAGGGUCAGGACCUGGUGAGUUCUGGUAUAUCCAAGCAAACAAAGCAAUGCAGUGGGGACAGUGCCAAGCCUCCUGCAGGAUCCAUACUGGGCUACGUGGAGUUGGGGAAUAUGGAACGGAAGAUCUCAGAUGAUGCCAAAGAUAAGCACUCCCAGACCAAGACUUUCCCUUACUGCAGCUUUCAUCCUUGCAGUUCCGAGAAGAACACAGACUCCCAGGCUCCAGUCUACCCCAAAUUCCUUGUCCACUCCCAGGAUACUGCAUGUGCCAAGCCUUGCUUUCAUUCUGCAACCACUGCCCAGAGCUCACUGUGCACCCUUCCUUCACCAUGCACUCUUUCCAUGCCGCUCGUUCCUCCCAGAUCCUUUGUCCCUCCUCAACCCACCAACCAUCAGAAGCCCUCCACCUUAAUACAAACCCCUACGGUUCUCCCAACCUCCAAGACUCCUCAGUCUAACUCCACUUGCCAAGCCACCAUUUCCCAACCCCUGAUCCAACCCCAAUGCCCUGAAUGUCAUGAGAGUCUAGGCCUUACCCAAGAUUCUGGCCUUCAAAGGACCCAAUGCCCUUCAAAAGACUCCAGAGUUCCCAGGAAUCUGGAUCUUACCCAAAACCUAGACCUCCGCAAAAACCGAGGCCCUACCCAAGAUCCAGGCCUCCACAAGAACCCAGGUCUUGCUCAAAAUCCAGGCCUACACAAAUUUCCAGGCCUUUCCCAAGGUUCUUAUCUCUGCCAGAAUCCAAGUCCUUCCCAAGACUUUGGUCUUCACGAGAAUUCAGGCAUUACUCAAGAUUCCCACCCCCAAAAGAACACGGGUCUGACUCAGGAAGUUGGUAUCCUUAGGAGCUCAUGUCUCACCCAACCCUCUGGCCUACACAAGAAAACACCAUUUACCCAAACUUCUGACCUUCAGAGGAGUUCAGGCUUUCUGCAAGACUCUGGAGUCUACAGGAAUCUUGAACCAAACCAAGAGACUGUAGUCUACAAAAGUCAAGAUCUCUCCCAAGCAACUGACCACCAAAAGAACCCAGGCUCUUCUAAAGAUCAUGGAGGUCACAAGAAUACCUGCAAUGUCCAAGAUACAGGAGUUGGUAGUACCCCGGGCCUUACAGAAGAUUCUGGAUCCCGGAAGGGUCCAUACUUUGCCCAAGACUCUGAAGUCAACAAGAGCUCAGGACUUAUCCAGGAAUCUUGUCUCCGCAAGAGCCCAGGCCUUGUCCAAACCUCUGACCUCCCAAAGUGUUCAGGCCUUACACAAGACUCAGGAAACUACAAGAGUUCAGGCCUUAUCCAAGACGGUGGUGGCCACAAAGUUCAAGGCCUUGAUGAAGAUUCCAACCUCCAUAAGAGUCCCAGCCUUACCCAAGCCACUAAAGUUGAAAGAAGAUUUAGCCCUCUGCAAGAUGUUGGAGUUUACAGGAGCUCAGAACAUAGCCAAGACUCUGAUCUCCACAAGAGCCCGGGAAUUCAUCAAGAUCCUGGCCUGCAUAAAGACCUAGCCCUUGCCCAAGACUCUGGCCUCCCCAAGAUUUCAGGCCUUACCCAGGAAUCCGGCCCCUAUAAGAACUCACGCUUUAUCCCAGAUCCUGGCCUCCACAAGAACCCAAGCCCUGCCCUAGGUUCUAGCUCUGCUCAGCUUUUGUCCCCACUUCAAAAUCCAAAGUCCACACUGUCCAUGAUGAAGUCACUUGUGCCUGAGAAGGCUGCUCAGAAGGAGGACGCACAGCAGCAUGUAGUCUGGGCUCCUGUCCAACUCAACCAGGACUCCUGCUCUUCCAAGGCCCAGGUGGUCUCCAAUGACCUGCAGACCUUCUCAGAGGUACCUGUACUAAUUGAGCUGCAGUCAUUCUCUCAGCGGGCAGGCAGCCAGCACUGGGUGUACCGCCCUGUGGAUAUAGUUCCUUCAGGCUACCAGAACUAUCGUCAGAUGUCUAUGCCUCCCCAAAUCAACUGGAAGUCCCACUACCCUGGACCAGGCAUCCGGGCAGGACAUGUGGUUUUUGAUGCCCGUAAGAGACAGUUGGUAAUGGGCAAGGACAAGUGUGAAGCUCUGACUCCCAGGCGCCUUCAUCAAGAGGCACCUAGCAACUCAGGGAAACCGCCAAGGAGUGGGGAUAUCAGAAUGUGA
This is a messenger RNA of Sapajus apella (tufted capuchin), 3489 nucleotides long. RefSeq names its product SPEM family member 3 (gene SPEM3). The record is from RefSeq and is a predicted model, not a curated record. Gene Ontology annotation, biological process: flagellated sperm motility; sperm individualization. Gene Ontology annotation, cellular component: cytoplasm. Lineage: Eukaryota; Metazoa; Chordata; Mammalia; Primates; Cebidae.